AUGGUUUUCGGUGGUAUAAGGGAUACGUUGAUCAAACCGGUCCUACGUCCAUUUACACCAAUUUUAAAACCAAUUCUUCGUCCUGCAUGUGCAGUGCUUAACUACGGAGGCAUUAACAGUGCAAAAGAUCGUCGUGGAGCCGCUCAAGGUGAAGUGAAUGCUGCUAGAGAACAGUUGGCUAUUCGUCGGCAAGAACUUGAAAGGCAACGUUCCGAGUACAACAGUUUUCAAGAUCAAAAGUCUCUAGCAGCUGCUCAGUUGCACACUCUCUCAACAAAUCUUGCUCAGUUGCAAACUCGACAAGCUGCUUUGGCUAAUAUGAUAAAAGAUAUACGUAAAGUGGUGAUGCAUCUUGCAUCCUUCGUAAAAAAAUCAUCCGUUCUGUACGACGAGCUUAAAGAUUUGGUUAGCUUCGAAGCUCUGGUCAAACCAUUAAAUGCUAUUUUGACGGAUUUAAUUGACAAUGGUGUAACAGCUCAUACAAUCGCUGGAACUACUCAAAUUUCCUUGGCAGAAAUUAAGACGAUUAGUGAUACCCUUGAUUUUAUCAAAGCCCGAUUGCCUUUUUUGGACGAAGACUAUUCCAGUGUUUGCUAG
Molecule: messenger RNA, 597 nt
Organism: Rotaria sp. Silwood2
Lineage: Eukaryota; Metazoa; Rotifera; Eurotatoria; Philodinida; Philodinidae
Source: the annotation of a GenBank genome assembly